GGUUUAUCAAUUUCAUCAACUACUAUAACUGUGUAUGAUUAUCCUAGAACUCCCUAAAAAAUUAAAAAUCAUAUCUAUUAAAUUUUAUUUUAUUGAUUCUAUAUUCCGAGGCUGUUGCCUAGAAAAAAGUGCUAUUUUUAAAAUUAGUAUUUGGGUUCUAAAAGUUGUAUUACUUUUAGCUAUAAGUUUGCGGCUAAAGCAGUUUUAGAUUCAGUUUUUAUAAACAUUACAAAGCAGUAACAUAUCUUAAACCAAUGGUAAUUUAGUCUGCAUAUAAUUUAAUCUAGAGGUUGGUAAAAGUUUAUUAAACUAACACAUUUUAAUACCUAUAUGUAUAUUUUUUGAGCAGUAGAAUCUGAGAUGAAUUCUUCAAAUAAAUUAAUAUCAGACUAUGAUGAAAACAAUGAAGACUUUAUUGAAUACGAUGAGUCGUCAGUUUUAGAAUCUGGUCCUACAUCAGCACCAUUUUUAAACUAUGUUGUUGAAGUUCCAAAGAAGUCUAAAAGAUCUCCUUGUUUCAAAAUUGUAGUAGCUCUAGUUCUAUUUCUUCUUCUCUUCUCAUUGGUAUUCUUAUUUUUAUAUAUACACCAAAUUAAUAAGUCAAUAUUUCAUCAACCAUACUGUGUAACAGCUAGUUGUGUUGAAGCAUCGGCUUUUAUCAAGUCUAAUUUAGAUGAAAGUGUUAAUCCUUGUUUUGACUUUUAUGCUUAUUCCUGUGGAGGAUGGCAAAAAAAGAAUCCUAUACCAGAUGGAGAAACCUCUUGGUCUAUAUCUUUAGAGCUAUGGUCACAAAACUUACAGCUAUUAAGAGGUAUUCUUGAUAAACCUUCCUUAGAAAGAAACAAUUUUACUAGUAGAUCUGAGUUUGCUGCUUAUAUACUUUAUCAAAGCUGUCAAAACUUAGAUGUUAUUAAUAGACUAGGUACAAAGCCAUUGUUGAAUAUUUUGAAAAUUUUUGGUGGCUUCCAACAAAGAACUGAACGUGAAGAAAAGUUUGAUAAAGAAAAAUUUAAUAUCAUGAUUAACAAUUUUACAAAAUAUGCUGGUAUUGAGUUAUUUUUGUCCAUAUUUGUUACUGAAGAUGAUCAAAAUUCUAAAAAGAACAUUAUUAAACUUUAUCAGCAAGGCCUUGCUUUGGCAUCAUUUCGUUACAAUGAAAAUAGUACAGAUAGUGUUAUACAGGCCUAUAUCUGGUAUCUUACAAAUCUUGCAAAAAAGUUGGAUGUUGAAAUUUCUGUAGAUGCAGCGUACGAAAUAGCAAAUGAAACAUUUCACUUUGAAAAAGAUCUAUCAAAGAUUUUUGUGCCUGCAGAGAAUUUAGUUACAAUAGAAGAUCGGUACUACAAGACAACUCUAAAGGAACUGCAAAAACAUGUUAAAAAUAUUGACUGGCUGAUUUACAUGAAUAAUGUAUUCAAUUCAACUGGUAUAGAGUUUACAGAAGAUGAGCCUAUAGUCAUAGAAAGUAUGAAGUUUGCUGACAACCUUGAUUCUUUAUUAGAAAAGACAAGUAUGAGAGUGUUGCAGAACUACAUGAUGUUUUAUCUGGCACGAUCUUAUUCCAACAUAAUUACUGAAGAUUUUCCUUUAUUGGCUAAGAACUUAUCCAUAGCAGAGUUUGGUGUUUUUAAGUUAGAGCCACGUUGGAAGCGUUGUAUAGGAACAACUGAUCGUGGUUUGGGCUUGGCUUUAGGAAGUUUGUUUGUUAAAGAAGCAUUUGCUGGCAGUAGUUAUGAUGAGGCACUUAAAAUGGUUGAAGCUGUGAGAACAGCAUUUAUAGCAUCAUUUAAGUCACUCUCUUGGAUGGAUGAGCCAACACGUCUAGCUGCGCAAGAAAAGGCUGACUCAAUUAACCAAAAGAUUGGCUAUCCAAAAUUUAUACUUGAUAAAGACAAGCUUGACUUUUAUUAUGAAGGGUUGGAGUUGCAUCCUGAAGAAUAUUUUGCUAAUGAAGUUAAAGUUAUGCGACAUAUGAAAUCAAAAGAGCUAAAACAAUUAAGGAAAAAAGUUGACAAAACCACUUGGGCAAUGACACCUCCUACAAUUAAUGCAUACUAUGACCCAAGCAAAAAUGAGAUAGUAUUUCCUGCCGGUAUUCUCCAAGCUCCAUAUUUCAAAUAUGAUUAUCCAAAGUUUGUUAAUUAUGGCGGUAUGGGAAGUGUAAUUGGACAUGAAAUUACCCAUGGGUUUGACAAUAAUGGUCGAUUAUAUGAUGCUCAAGGUAACUAUCACAAUGACAGUUGGUGGAGUAAAGAAUCUGUUGUAAAGUUUAAAGAUAGAUCUAAUUGUUUUGUAAAUGAAUAUUCUAAAUUUUCAGAGGCAAAAUAUAAUAUAAAAGGAAAUGUGACGCUUGGUGAAAAUCUUGCAGACAAUGGAGGAUUAAAAGCUUCUUUUAAGGCUUACAAAAUGUGGGUUGAGAAAAAUGGAGAAGAACUAAUGUUACCUGGUUUAGGAAAAUCAAAUGAUGAAGUUUUUUUCAUUGCUUUUGCUCAGUCUUGGUGUACAUCUAAAUUAAGCAAUGUGUUGAUUGAUCAAAUAAAUACAGAUGUGCACUCUCCAGAGUUUGACAGGGUUCGUGGUUCUGUGAAAUUUAAUAAAGACUUUGCAAAGAUAUUUAAUUGUCCCAUCGGCUCUCCUAUGAAUCCAGAAGUGAAGUGCUCCGUUUGGUAAACGUUAACACUUGUGGUUUUUAAGUUGUAAAAUCAUUUAUUUAAAAAAUCCCAAUUGUCCACACGACUUUGUUUUGAGAUAAUCGAUAAAAACUGAUUAUCUAUAAAAAAAGAAAGUUAAACAAAAUCAAGAGAGCGGCUUCAUAAAGAUAACGGUACUAGUGUUUUUUUUGUACUUAAGUUGUAAGUCUAUCUACACUAUUCCGUUCAUAACUCAAUACCGACAAACAGGGUUUUUUUAAAUAAUUGAUUUAUUUGAAUCACUGUUAAAGUGAUUAAAAGAUGUAUUAUAUAUGUAUAGAGUGAUGCAUUAUAUAGGAUGCAUAUGUAUAUGAUGUAGUGUAUGUUUAUCUUUAAGUAUAUGUA
Molecule: messenger RNA, 3035 nt
Organism: Hydra vulgaris (swiftwater hydra)
Lineage: Eukaryota; Metazoa; Cnidaria; Hydrozoa; Anthoathecata; Hydridae
Product: endothelin-converting enzyme homolog
Biological process (GO): protein processing
Cellular component (GO): plasma membrane
Molecular function (GO): metalloendopeptidase activity
Source: RefSeq, a predicted model, not a curated record